AUGAAGGUGACACCUUGCACCGAUCCGGGGCCCAACUUCAAGGGUCAGACUUUGGUUCUUCCGGGUGCAGGAGGCAUUGCGAAUCUUGGGGAGCUUUCUGCAGAUGCGCUUAUCGCAACUUAUGGGCUCCAGAGGGUGGCUAUUGUAGAGAACAAGCACCUUUUGCCGGUGGCAAUGGUCAAUGCCUUUAGCGCCGAGUCUCCGGCAGUCACCACUGCAGCAGAGAUCUACCAGGCCCCCUGUGGAUCUUCGUCGCUCACCGUGCUGCAACUGCGCUCGGGUGCGGUGGAAGGACGGCGCUGGGCCUUCGCCAAGGAGCUGUUGCGAUGGGCCAAAGACGUAGGAGUUGCAACCGUCUUGGUGCUAGCAUCCUGCUCCGCCCAUGUGAAGGGCGAUGCCGACCUCUCUGAAGCAUCACCCUUACGGGGACUGGCAGCUGGGGGCCGUCUCCCAGAGCUCUUGCCUUUGGGGCACGGCCUGAGUGACGCAGAGUUGGCUGAUGGCCCUGGCACCGCCAGUGCAGCACGACACCUGCUGCGUGGCAGCGGUCUGGCCCGGCCGCUCUUGGAGGUGGCAGCUGAACCUGGAUCCCCCAGCUUUGCGCCCCCUUCCCGGGUGGCACCCAGCGUUUGCUGCAUUUGCAGCUUCACCAAUGAGACCUUGGACUGGCGGCUCCCUAUGCAAUUGGUGGAUGCGGCUGCUGACUACCUGUCGCUGCCGAAAAACCCCUUGGUGCGGCCACCAUCAUGGCUUCUGGCACAGCAGGCACUUCUGCAUGGAGAGCCCGGCUUGCUGAAGCAGGCGCAGGCAGGCUUACCUUUGCCAGAUCCCAUUGCGGUGGAAUGGCACGAAUUCAUCAGGCAGGAUUGCAAAUUCUCCCUGGAACACCUCCAAUCUGGAGCAUUGUGGGUCGAAAGCUUUUCCUGCUCUCUUGGCUUACGACCCCUCACGCAGGAUGACACGACAUCACCUUUGCCGCUUCGCCACUUCGAUGACUCUGCCUUUGAAGUGUUUCUGGUGGAGAGGCUUUCCUCACAUGUACGUGUGUUGGGCCGUUGGACCUCAAGCUUCAAGGAUGACUCAGCGCAUGGCUUCUUUGUUAGAGUCGACCUUGGGCCCAAGGAGGCGGAAGCCGCCGGAGUGCCAACAUAUCCUCUCAGCCAGAUCUGUGAGGUGAAGCGGACUUCAAAUGGAUCCGAACUGACAAGGCGAUUCCUGUGCGAUGAAUCCUUGGAGCACACACGGCACGUGGACAUCAACGACCCUGGAGUGAAAAGCUUGAGGCUUCAUGCCUUCAUGCUGGAAAUGGAGGCUCGCGCUUGGGCAUCUUGCCAUGGCUUUCCUCUGGUGGAAAUUUGGCGCGGCCUCCGAGAGGACUAUUCUUGGGCUUUGAAAGGUGCCGAGAAUUCUGUGGCGGCAUAUCGCUUCGGAUCUGGACAUGCUGGCCCAGCGAUGCGAGAGGUCUGGCCUCUCUAUGAUACAGGUCGUGCUCAAAGCCUGUCUGAGGGCCUUGCUGACACGCUCCGGUCAGUGCUGCAAGCAGCAGGUGCGGAGCGAGCCCUGCUGCAAGGAGCCGUGAUGGCGACCAUGGAGGAGAUCGUGGCGCAGAUCCAGACGUUGCGGCAGGAGCUGCAGGAGAGCCGAAGGAGAGAAGAGGACCUGAAUACCAGACUCCAGGCAGUGCAAGCUUCAGGAGCGGUUCAGGCAACUUUGGAGGAGAUGGUGAACACGCAGAAGGCCAUCUUGGAAGCAUCUAAGAAGUCUGACAGGAAAUUGACUUUGGUAGACAACCGCGGGUUGGCAAAACCAAACAACUAUGAUGGAAGUGCGGAUUUCUUGCAAUGGAAGAUCCGACUUGAAGCGUUUGUGGAGUCAGUCCAUGACGACUUUGGGAAAGCUAUGGCUUGGGCGGAAGAUGAGACCGACCCAAUCAGCACCUCUUCAAUGUCAGCCGAGUUUGGAGACGUCAAUCCUGCACAGGAGACAAUUCCAGACUUGGAAGCCAAGGAUGCGCAGCUUUACGCAGUCCUUCAGACGCUCUGCGAGAAGGAAGCGUUCACGCUGGUUAGAAGCUCAGGGAAAGGAAAGGGCUUAGAGGCUUGGAGGAGACUUUGCAAGAGGUAUGACCCGUCGACAGGAGGACGCCGACGAGCGUUGCUCCGUAGCGUGCUCAGUCCUAACCGUUGUGGCAAGGUGGAAGAGUUGAGCGCAGCGGUCGAAAUCUGGGAAGACCAGGUUAGACAAUACGAGAAUCGACGCAAAACUGAUGGCACCAGGCCAACGUUGGAUGAAGACAUAAAGAUAUCGAUCUUAGAGUCGAUUUGUCCGGUUGAGGUUGAAAGGCAUCUUCAACUUAAUCAGGCACGAUUUGCCGAUUACCAGGAGGUACGCAAAGAAUUGUCGACCUACUUGGAAACGAGGAUCGGGCUGAAACUCAAGGCAGGUUCAUACGUUGACACCGGAGGAGUCCAGCCGAUGGACAUUGGAGCCUUCGGUAACGACAAAGCCAAGAAGGUUUGUCACAACUGCGGAAAGCCAGGUCACUUCAAGUCCGACUGCUGGGCACCAGGUGGAGGAAAAGCUUCUUCGCAGGGAAAGUCUGGUAAGCAAGGAAAAGGGCAGAAAGGCGGUCAGCAGUCCAACUCAGGUGGAAAGAAAGGAUCUCCAAAGGGAUCGAAAGGAGGAAGCAAAGGAGGUGGAAAGACCACCAAAGGCAAAGACAAAGGCAAAGGAAAGAACAACAAAGGUAAAGGAAAAGCUAUGGGCAAUGUUGAGGCUGAGAAGGAACCAGAAGCUGAGGAGCAGGCCGGGUCUUGGGAUGCCAGUGGAUGGGAAGGUCAUGAUGAAUCCGGUUGGAACAACUGGACUGAAGGCGGUCAGGGCUCAAGCCUGGAGGGUAAUUACCUUUCUCUAGGCGCGUUGCACCGUCCCGCCAUGGUGACCAAGCGGCAUAGCGAUUCCGAGAGCCGCUCGGGACUUGCUGACAGCUUGGUUGCAGCACUAAGGAACCUCCCACGUGGCACAGAUGCCGGGUUGCGAGACUCUGGAACUGGUUCUUCCGGAGAUCGCUCGGUCGACAUGAUGAUGAGGUUGAUCGACGAGAACUACAGGCUGCGUGACCAACUGAGGGCCCAAGGUGACCAAGAGCAGAGAAGCUCAGAACGUGACAGGAGCCGUCGAAGACGUUCCUCACCCCAAAGGGAACCAGAGCCCGAAGAAAGAUCCCGUGAUAGGUCAAGGCGCAAGCGGCAUGACUCAAGGCCGAAGCGCGAUCGUGAUGAUGACCGACAUGGGAGACGCAGGGCCAGAAGUGAAAGCAGCGGCAGGAACAGGGAGUUGGUUGACAGAACGGCCACUCCGAAGAAUGCCGCAAGGCGCAAGAGCGAGACUCCAGCGGCCAGUGACAGAACAGUCAGCCGAACCCCAAGGGGUAGCGUUGGCGACUACUUGAAGAGUAAGGCCGAAGCCAGAAGGGCUGGUGAGGCAAGAUCUCCGGCCGCUUCGGUUGGAGACUUGCCGCCCGGCAUGAGGACACCCAGAAGUCCUCCCGGGCCACCUCCGCACAAGCGGAAGAAGCUCGAGAUCAAGCCAGAGAAGAAGAACGAGGUCGAGCCGGAGGAGCGCACCGACGCCAAGAACACGAAGCCUAAAAGUGAAGGGGCGCCAGCUAUCAAGGCGAAGCCAAAGCCCAAGACGAACUCAGGGCUCACCAGCGGUUCACUCUCGGUGCUUCGUGGCACGCUUGCCACGCAGCUGAUGCUGGAUGCCGAGAAGACCAAUGACCCCGAGUUGAAGAGGGAACUUGAGCGCCAGAAGAACGAGCUGCAGCAGCGUGCACCAAGAAGGUCAGUGGCGAUCACGGCGGACAACCUCAAUGACCAGUCAUUCCAUGAUUCCAGGUACUAUGCGGAUGUCGCAUCUGGCAAGGCGCACCACAUCGCUUGGAAGAACGAGAAAGGCCGCCGUAGAGCCAUCUUAGACCGUAAAGAUGGUGUCAUUGACCGCGCCAGGGAGCGUAUGCGCCUGGAUGCGGAAUGGCAUGAAGAGCACGCUCAGCUGAACUCAGGUUCCAAGAAGCAAGAUGUGGAAGGUCUUAAGGCCGAUGUGGAGACCGAGAUCAUCGACGAGAGGGAGCGCGACAAGGAUAAGCCCCUGGAACCUCAGAAGGAAGCUGUGGCUUUGAGCCGCCGGGAGAAGGAAUCCUUCCGGCAGUUUCCCGAGGACGAGCAAGAGACCUUGGAGAAGCCCACAAAGAGGAAGGAACAAGGGCCGAGAAUCAGAGGGCCCGACUACUACCGUCGGAAGAAUGCCGCCCGACGUGAAAGACAGAAGGCCGAGAAGGCCGAGCAACGAGCAAAGGAGAAGGAAGGUCGAGACCGUGACCGACGACACGGAUGGGAUCCGGAAGAAGAUGAAGACGAUGGUGGUGGUGACACUGAGAGUAACAGCAACUACCUCAGUUCGCUCUUGGCUCCUCUGGGUGGAUCGCCUGGAGAGCCACACGUGGUGGAAGAGCGCGAUGGAUGGAGGAAGAUUGAAGUGAAUCUGGACACGGGAGCCGCCGCGACGGCGAUCCAGACAGACUUGAACCUGGAUGGACAUGCCAGGACCCCACCGCAGGACGUCAACUACAAGACGGCGUCAGCAGAGUGCCUUGCUGACGAAGGUGGUGUAGUGCUCAAGGGCACAGAUGUCUACGGAAGUGCCAAGGUGUUGGAAGGGCGUGUGACAGGAGUCCACCGCACUUUGGCGUCAGGCGCAAAGGUUGCGCGACAUCACUAUAUGGCGCUGGGAGCACAUGGAGGUCAACUCAUUCCCAGGAACUCCCAGGCUGGAAAGGAAUAUGCAGCCUUCAUGGAGAAGCUGCACAAGAAGCACAAUUGCAUGACACCUGUCAAGGUCCGCAAUGGGAUCUACUUGAUGGACUUUUGGAUCGCACCGGGAGACCUUGGUGGCGAUGAGGCCGCAGAAGACGGCCACCAGUCUUCAGAAGAGAUUGGAGAAGAACAGAGGCAGGUGAUCGUGAAGCGGUCCCCGGCAGAUCCUACCGACCGAGAAAUACAGGAGCACCGUGCUGCUGGGCACGUUGUUCACCGAAGCUGGUGUCUUCACUGCCAAAGGGCUCGGGUAACGGGCCAACGCCACAGAAGCGGUGACCCAGCUCGGGAUGAGGAUGGUAGGAUGCCGUAUGUUUCACUAGAUUACUUUUACUUGAAUUCAGGGCAGGAAAAGAGUGACGCUGAUGGCAUUUUGCCUUGCUUGGUUGUGAAGUGUCACAAAACUGGGCGCUAUUGGGCAAAUGUAGUUCCAUCAAAGGGUGCAGAAUUGUUCGCAGUUGAAUGGUUGAAGUCUUGCCUCAAUGAAACAGGUUUCAAAGAACUAUGCCUGAAGAGCGACAACGAGCCGGCGAUCAUGGCUUUGAAGAAUAAAGUGAAGGAGGAAAGCAGGUUAAAGAUUCAUCUUGCUGAGGCGCCGGUGGAGGAUCACCAGGCGAACGGCUUCAUUGAGGUCGCAGUAAGAGAAGUGAAAAGACAGGUCAGGGCGAUGCUGUCUGACUUUCAGGAAAGGCUUGGGUUCGAGGUGGAACCGAGUCACCCAUGUAUGAUGUGGAUGCCACGCCAUGCAGCCUACCUCCUCACCAGGUUCCGGAUUGGACCGGAUGGAAAGACACCGUAUGAACGGACCUUCGGAAGAAGCUGGAGGAUACCGUUGGUAAGUUUUGGGGAGCAUAUCUUGUUCAGGCCAAGACCCCCAAGAGACGGACGACGUCAUGACCUCGCACCAAGAGUGUCCAUGGGAAUGUUCGUGGGCACAGGACUGCGCAAUAACGACAUCUUCGUCAUGACGGCAAGAGGAAUUGUCAAAGGAAAUACAAUCACUCGAAGACCUCCUGAGGACCAGUUCAAGUACGAGAAUUGGAGUGAACUCCGGGGUGUUCCUUGGAGACUCCAAUCGCGUGAGGCUGGCGAGGUUCGAGUUGACUUGCCAGUGGUUGUCGGGCCGUUGAGCCGACCACCAGCUGAAGAAGUGAUUCCACGGAAUCUUUAUGUGACGAAGAGCGACAUCGAGAAGUACGGUCGGACCCCGUUGUGUCCGGGAUGUGAGGCGCAGUUGCUUGAGACAGGGCGCAGGGCCCACAAUGCCGAGUGCAGGUUCAGAAUCGAAGGCGAGCUCAUGAAGUCCGAAGAAGGGAAGAAAAGGAUUGAAGCAGCAAAGGCAAGAAUAGAAUCAGGGCGUCGCCCCAAAGCUCCUAGAGUCGGAGGAGGGGCAGACGAAUCAGAGGUUGUGGAAGCUGCCAACGUUCCUGCGUUGGUAGGCAUUCCAGAGCCUGAUGCCGAAAUGGCCUCGGGAGAAGCUGUUGGAGAACCAUUGGAACGAGUCGCACCCCGCGAGCUUGAGGAACGAGAAGAAGAGCCAAGAAGCCCAAAGAAGCACAAGUCCGGCGCCAGUCGGACAAAGAGAAGCCCAGAAGCAGAUGUUGAGGAGUUGCAUCAACAGAUGCAAGAAGAAGCUCCAGCAGGAGGAGCAGCUGAGUCGGGACCAAUUCCGGCUGCCGGGAGCAAUGACCCCCGGCCACACAUGCCGCCAGUCGCACCUCCAGAUGCUUCACCAGGAGGAGACGACAUGGUAGACAUCGGACAUCUGUCCAUGUGUCUAUGUUCAGUUUUGAGGGAAGCCCGGAAGAAAGGCAAUGUGCAGAAGACUGUUUCAGAAAUCUUCUCACCCCCAAGAGUUUCAGCGCAAGCUCAAUUGGUUGGUUUGCGACCUGGAUUCGCAAUCGAUCUUGAAACAAAGAGAGAGGAUGGAGAUCAUUGGGAUCUCAGCAAGGAUUCACACAUUGAAGACCUUUUUACGCUUUUGGACAAGGAGAAACCCAAACUUUUAGGUGGUUCACCGCCAUGUGGACCAUUCUCGCAACUUCAGAACCUUGUUGACGCCAGGAACCAAGUCCCCGCGUCAGUUAGGUCAAGGAGACUUCAAGAAGGUAAGAAGCACCUGAGAACCUCAGUGCGUGCUUACCGCGCACAGAUGGACGCAGGUCGUUACUUUCUUCACGAGCACCCAAAGGGCGCACGAAGUUGGGAAGAGCCGGAAGUUGAAGAACUACGCAAAGACCCCCGCGUAUACGAAGUCACAGGACCUAUGUGUCGUUGGAAGAUGGAAUCCUCCGAUGCAUGGGGCAGAGGCCUAGUCAAGAAGGAAACCAGGUGGUUGACCAAUUCGCGACACAUCGCGGCGAUACUAUCUGGUGUUUGUUCGAAUGUUGAAGGAAAGACUUGGCAUAGACAUGUGAACCUCAUCAACGGCAGGGCGAGAUCAGCACAGGUAUAUCCCCCACUGUUGGUUCGAGGAAUACUGGAAGCUCUUAGAAAUCAACUGGCUGAAGACGGUGAAUUCAGUCAAGCUUUGAAUUCCCUCGGUGCUGGGCCAGUACCAGAUGCUGUUCCAGUCAUCGACGAGGAACAAGAAGUUUACGACAGUUUCCCUCCCGCCGAUUUGCCAGUCGCAGGACCAGUCUAUGAUUCCAACACCGGAGCGGAGUUGGAUCUAGCUAAGGUAGCAGCUGCGAGACGCGAAGAACUGGAUUGGGUGCAGAAGCAAUGCAUCUAUAAGAAGGUGCCUGCAGAACAGGCACGUGCUGCUGGGAAAGUUCCCAUCACAAUGAAAUGGGUCGAUCGCAACAAGGGCGACCUGGACAGACCAAACUACAGGUCUCGGAUCGUCUGUCGCGAGAUCAAACGAUCCAAGAAUGCGGACUACAUCCCAGAGCAUGCAAGCUUUAGUGCAAUGCCGCCACUUGAGGCUCUGAAGAUGUUACUGUCACUCAUGGUAACUCUCCGAACCUCAAAGCGCAAUCGAAAACCUCUUAAGCUACGCCUACUGGAUAUCUCCAGGGCGCAUUUCUACGGACAUGCGCAACGAGAGAUCUUUGUGACUCUUCCAGAAGGUGAUCAAGAAGAAGGUAUGGUGGGACUGCUGCUGAAAAGCAUGUAUGGGACGCGCGAUGCCGCCCAUAUCUGGCAGCAAUCCUAUACAGAUGUGCUGCUUGCAGCAGGGUUCAAAAGAUCCGCUGCAUGGCCAGCAAUCUUCUUUCACGAACGCUUGGAAGCAAGGCUGCUAGUCCAUGGAGAUGACUUCGUCAUUUUGGGCGAUGACGCAGCGCAGGAGUUUGUGGAGAAGGCACUAAGAGAAAAGUACGAUCUUCGUGUCGAUGGAAGCAUUGGCGUAGGAGAGGCAAAGCAGGAGUUUUGUGUCUUGAACCGUCUCGUACGUUUCGACGAGCGGUCAGGAUCAAUCUUCUACGAGCCAGAUCCACGUCACGCCGAGAUCUUGCUCAAGGAUUUAGGCAUGGAGACGUGCAAGCCAGUCAAGAGCCCAAACGAAAAGCUAACUGCAGAAGCGCUAGCCAAAAGGUUAGAACUGGAUGUGGUUGAUCCACACAGGAUCAGUCAAUAUCGUUCGCUCACUAUGCGAGCAGCGUUCUUAGCCCAAGACCGUCCUGAUUUGUCAGAGACAGUCAAGUGCCUCGCACGAAAGAUGCAAGGACCCACCGAAGCUGAUUUCGGUGACCUGAAGCGUCUAGCUAGGUAUUUGAAGGGCAACAUGCGAAUGGUGCAGAAGUUCACUCCGCAGAAGUUCAGCAAUGUUGUGUCAGUUCAUGCCGACUCGGACUUCGCAGGCUGUCUUCUCACUCGGAAGAGUACUACAGGUUUGGUCUGCUACUAUGGGCGACACACUUUGCGCCACUCGAGUAACCUACAGUCCACAGUCAGUCUUUCAUCAGGAGAAAGCGAAUACUAUGCCUUGGUCAAGGCAGUGGCUUCCGGAAUGGCAACCCAGGAGCUACUUAGAAGCUGGGGCAUUAACGUGAAUCUCCAGGUGUACACUGACUCAGCUGCAGCACUUGGAACGUGCAAUCGGCUUGGACUUGGGAAAUCGAGACGCAUACAGACCAGAUACCUCUGGAUUCAGGAGAAGUUGGCCGAGCGAUCGUUCGAGCUGAUCAAGAUCGACACCAAGCUGAAUACCGCCGACAUCUGUACCAAAGCAUUGGCAAGCGAAGCUGCAGAACGCCAUCUGAAGGCAAUGGGUUUCGAAGUAGUUCAAGGACGUUCAUCAAUAGCAAAGGCUGUUGUGUAG
Molecule: messenger RNA, 9141 nt
Organism: Cladocopium goreaui
Lineage: Eukaryota; Dinophyceae; Suessiales; Symbiodiniaceae
Source: the annotation of a GenBank genome assembly